Molecule: messenger RNA, 1715 nt
Organism: Lingula anatina
Lineage: Eukaryota; Metazoa; Brachiopoda; Lingulata; Lingulida; Lingulidae
Product: orexin receptor type 2
Biological process (GO): G protein-coupled receptor signaling pathway
Cellular component (GO): membrane
Molecular function (GO): G protein-coupled receptor activity
Source: RefSeq, a predicted model, not a curated record
GUUCUGGCUGCUGCGUUGAGUUGAAGGCAAGCGCUAUUACGAACCAAUGAGGCAGAGGACGGCAGCUGCUUCCUCCGUGUUAAAAACAUGAAAACGAUUGGAUAUCACUGUCUUGAAGUGUGACAUGCAAUUUUGGGCUUAGACACAAUGAACGGAAAUGUUACUUCAUGGGAAGACUUUCAAAUUGAAGUACAUAACGCUGUUCUUCGCUUCUUCUGACAGGAAACCCUCUAAAUGCUAUGUAAAAAAUAGCCAUCGUCCACUUGCCGCGAAAGGACAAUAUAACUUGGAGAAAAUUGAACCUAACACCCUCGUCGAGAAAUCGGUCGGGAAACUCUGAAGAAAGGUUUUACGGGCUGAACAUCCCAUAGGAUUCCACAAUGGCUGAUUCUUCGUGCAAUAUGACAUCGAAUAUAUAUCAGUUUCUAUACAGAGCGGAAGGGAUUGCUCUGUUUGUGAUGUUAUCUGUUAUUAGCGUCACAGGGGCUGUAGGGAAUGCCCUCGUUUUCGCAGUGUAUUGGAAGAAACAAGAUCAACAAACAUCCACGUUCUUUAUCAUCACCUUGGCGGUGACCGAUUUUAUUACGUGUAUCAUAAACGUUCCGUUCACGCUUGUUAUGGAGUUUAUCAAUUUGCAAAUAGAAUCUGAUAUACUUUGCAAGCUUUAUCUAUUUCUCGUCACGUCCACGGUGCCCUUCUCUACCUUCAUCAUGGCGGCCAUUGCGGUUGACCGCUAUCUGUGUAUCUGUCACCCACUGUUGCAUUUGAUGAACCUCACACGGGCCAAGGUAACGGUAGGGGCGUUGGCGUGCCUGGCCGGAUUUGCAGGCCUUAUGGUGGGACUUUGUCACGGAGUCUACCAGCUCUGUCCAACUUACAGUAUUAACACAACAAUGGAGUACACAACAGAUCCCACAUGGUCCAAUUAUAGUAUGAUGGCGCCAUUUGCCCAGGCUGUGAAGUUAUGGGAACCGUCCCCAGAUCAGGAGAUCAGAUACACUGGUUUUUGUCGGCCGAAUACAUUCAUACUCGGUGCUGAAGUAAGAUUAUCUUACAAAUACUUCCACAUAAGCUUAUACCUGGUAUCCCUCAUUACCAUUAUUGUUCUGUACUCGCUUUUAUUCAAGUCGGUGAUCGACAGAAGACGCAAGAAAAGAGAACAACGCGCUCAAGUUCCAACUUUGUUAAACGGCAAUAAAGAGGCCACUGAAUUACACGUCGUUUAUAACAAAAAAGGUUCUUUCACUAAGACCGUCGGCUCACGCAAUAAUUCUCACGGCAAUGUCGAUUUACCGCCAGAAAUUGAACACAGGCGGUUGAUGGAAAAAGCGCGGGACCGGAAAGCCAAUGUAAAAACGGCUCUUAUGCUCUUCGUCGUUGCUGUUGUAUUUAUCAUAGGCUUUCUUCCUGCAAUUCUGAUGAGCAGCAAAAUUCUUAUACCAACAAACCAUGAUGCAGCUAAAAUAUACUUUUAUUUUUACUUCUGGAAUCACGUGGCCAAUCCAAUUAUUUAUUCGUUUAUGAACGAGAAUUUCAGGGACGAAAUGAGGAAACUUGUCCGUUGCUGUUGACUUUCUUGUCUCUGUCAUCUUAGGAGUGUGAUAGAACAUUUUCGGCUAAAGAGUCCAUUUACCAAUUGUUAAGGCAUCAUUAAUAGGACAGGUAUCCUGUAAUUUCAGUCUUGAUGGCCAAAGGGGGUCGUAUUCAGUGCCUUU